Messenger RNA from Sinocyclocheilus anshuiensis, 488 nucleotides. Its product is annotated as fatty acid-binding protein, brain-like. The transcript has 4 exons. The coding region runs from base 58 to 456 and encodes 132 amino acids. NCBI's taxonomy places the organism in Eukaryota, Metazoa, Chordata, Actinopteri, Cypriniformes, Cyprinidae. The record is from RefSeq and is a predicted model, not a curated record. Gene Ontology annotation, molecular function: lipid binding.
AGCAUUAAUAUAAAGUUUAUCAUUUGUUUAUUGAUCAGAAAAGCUUAAUUUAAAAAAAUGGUAGAUGCUUUCUGUGGCACAUGGAAACUGCUCAGCAGUGACAACUUUGAUGAGUAUAUGAAAGCUCUAGGUGUUGGGUUUGCAACCAGACAAGUUGGAAAUGUGACUAAACCGAUGCUCAUCAUCUCGAAAGAGGGAGAAAAAGUUGUCCUAAAAACACAGAGUACUUUCAAGAACACUGAGAUCUCGUUCACAUUGGGAGAGGAGUUUGAUGAGACCACCGUAGAUGACCGACACUGUAAAUCCACUGUGGUAAUGGAUGGAGACCAGCUUGUUCAUGUGCAGAAGUGGGAUGGAAAAGAGACCACCCAUGUCCGGGAGAUCAAAGACGGGAAGAUGGUGAUUAAACUCACCUUUGGGGACGUGGUGGCUGUGCGUACCUAUGAAAAAGCAUAAGUUUUGGGAAUAUUAAGAGGAUUUGCCCUUCU